CAUUUUUAGCCAAUUACUGCCAAGCAGCAAGUGGUUAGAGCAUCAGUUCCUUCGGCGUCUGUUAAAUCAAUCCUCUCUAUAGUGUCUUCGAUCCGAUCAAUCGACUGCGCUAUCUGACAACACGAAGCUUCGGUUUUGACUGCACAGACUUGGUUUCGCUCUUCAAGGCUCUCCCUUUCCAUGUCCUCUCUCUGCCAUUUCGCACUGCGUGGAGCUUCUUCUUGUUCUUGAAUCACCCUCGCCAAAGGGUUUUGCUGUUGACCCUGUCUCCAGGGGAAAGGAGAUAGGAGUUUGAUUCUACAUCAUGUUGAAGCGAUCGACGAGUCGGAACCAGAGGCCGAGAGGCGUGAGGAUGAAGCACGUUCUUCAGAUUGUAGUGUUAGUGGGCAUUUGCUUUUGGUUGAUUUACCAAGUUAAGUACUCACACGACAAGAGAAGGGAGUUGAGCGGAAAGGAUGCAAAGUUGUCGAGAAAAGAGGAGGACGGUAGCGAUGUUGUGAAACUCGGGCGGAAAGAUCUGAAUCGUGUGGCGGACGUCGGUGGUCAGAAUGAGAAGCACGUUGAAGAAGAGGAAGAGGAAGAAGAUAAACAUGAAGACGGAGAAGAAGACCGGGAGGAAGAGAUGAGUAAAAAGGAAGACGAUCAAAGUGAAGAAACUGAAAAGCAUGAUGAAGAGGAAGGGCAAGAAGAAGAAGAAGGGGGAAAGGAGCGUGAAGUGGAAGACGAGGAGGAGACUAAAGAUGAUGAACCCGAGAAUCAAGACAAACCACGAGACGAGGUUGAUCGAGAUGAAGAUUUUAUAGACGAGGAGAAAGAGAGAGAAGAGGAAUCUUCUGAAGACAAGGAGACCACUGAAGACAAGGAAGCCUCUGAAGACAAGGAGACUGCUGAAGGCAAUGAGGAGGAGGAGGAAGAGAAGCAGGGUCUUGUGGAAGAUGAAAAUCAAAGUCUCGCUGGGGAUGAAGCGCAUGAUGAGGUGGAUAGGAGCAUUCAUGAAGCAAGGGAAGAACAUUACAAGAGGGACGAUGCUUCAAGUGCAGUUGCCCACGAUAAUAAUCAGCUGAUCAGCUCGGAGAUGGAGAAAUUCGAUUUAGAUUUUGCAAAUGAAUCGAAAAGCAUCACUAACACGUCUAACCAGUACACUAAUGGGGGCGAGAAUGUGUCCAUGUCUGAUGGCAAGAAAAUUGAGAUGGCUGAAAAAGGUUCGGAUUUGAAGGAGACUGAAGCUCAAAGUAAGGAUAAUGAGAAUGAGACUGAUGCUGUAAAAGUCCUUGAAGACUCGCCUCCUCAGAAUUCAACUGUUUAUACAGACAAUAGCCUGGCAAAUAUUACCGCCACUGAAAUGAAUACUGAAGAUUUGUCCACUUCUCCUCCCAAUGGAACAGAGACGAUCAUAAAUCCGCCUCAAGUUCAGAAUUCAACUGUAGAUGUUGGACACAAAAAUUCUAAUGCAACCUCCAAUGGGAAAGGAAUUGAUUCAGUUUUAGCGACUCCCAGUGCAGGAACUGUGGAGUCUACAAAUUCUACAGGUACUGAUCCGCGUGCAGCUGUAUCUGAUCAGAAGCUUAGCUCUGAGGCAAAGGGUGAGGGUGGGGACAAUUUAAGACUGCCUUCGAACAUGAAGGAUAGCAAUGAUAACAACAUUCAGCAUCUACAUUCAGAGCCGAAUGAAUCUGGUGAAGCUAAAACUGGUUAGAUUCUCUGGCUUUUUCCUUCAUUUGUGAACCCCAGAAAGUGGCCCUGUUUUGAGUCCUGUGAUAGUCACGCUCUCAAAGAGAGUGAAAAAGUAGCUGUUGAUGAUUAGGCUGAAUGAUCUUCAAAGGUCUUGUAACACUUCUUUCGGGUUUUUCUUUUCUGCUUUUCUGUCUGGUCUGCAAUCAAGUUGUUAUCCAUGAAUGCUUCUGUUAUGAAUAUGGAAAAUCGGAACGAAACUAUUGCUAGGGAGUACAGUAUACCAAUUGUCCAACAAAAGUUUCCAGAACUCUUGCUGGUCUUUCUUAAUGGCAUUACACCUCACCUUCUCAUUGA
Punica granatum (pomegranate) is the source of this 2028-nucleotide messenger RNA. The record is from RefSeq and is a predicted model, not a curated record. Lineage: Eukaryota; Viridiplantae; Streptophyta; Magnoliopsida; Myrtales; Lythraceae.